GGGUGUUUUCACAUAGAUACAAACACCUCUUGACACUGGUGUUCUGAAUCGUCUAAGAUGUUUUUCUUUAUUUUAAACAUUAACAUUACUGGAGCUGGAGUGUGUGUGAAAUAAACACUAGGAUCAUGAGCUGUAGCAGAUUCAUGUACGAAACUCUCUGGAUAUGGCAGGAGCCAUGGCGCGGCGUGUGACUGACUGAUUAGUUGUGAUUCUGCGGCAGUUCCACUGUCCCGCUUUACUCUUUAUAUUUUUUAUAUUUUUAUAUUGUGUUCCGAUUUCACAAAAAUAGAGAAGCAGUUUCAGGAGGGUGAGGAUGUUGGGACAUGAGUAUGUGUUUCAGAUGUCUGGUCAGAAGGAUCUCCAGCAGAAAGCAGAGCUGCUGCAGGCCAUCAGGGAGCUCCAGGGUCACUACAUAGGAGGAUCUGCUUAUAAAGAGACGAUGACGCAUCUCAUCACCACUAAUCCAACACCGAGCGAGAAGUUCCUUGCGGCAUGUGCUGCAGGGAAAUGGAUAGUGACUCCUCAGUUUGUUCUGGACAGCGUAAAACACAAGGCAUGGCUACCUGAAGCCUCAUACGAGUUAAACCUCACAGCUAACAUUAAGGCCCCUGUGACUGCAAACCCUCUUCAGAAGUGGAGGGAGAAUGUUGCCCGAGGCAUCACGUCUGGAGCUUUUCAGGAUUGGGUUGUUUAUCUUGAGAUUGAAGACCAUGUUAGAAGAGCCAUGUUUGAAAGAAUACUGAAGGCAGGGAAGGCUAAGCUCUGCACUGAUAAAUCGGCCACACAAGCUAUUACACACGUGUUAACCAAAGAUGGAUCCAAAACCUCUCGGAAACUUACUGCACCUUAUUUCAACAUCACCUACAUUGCUGAACAUCUCUUUGGGGCGGUGUGCUCGGAUAUGAACUGGUCCAUUAAUCUGAACAAAGUGAGCCAGCAGGCGAGUUGUGUUCGCCCGGAGGUCAUGGAGUGUGCCCCUAUAACAGUGGAGGAUGAACCAAUGGACAUUACUGAUAAUUCCUUUCUCUUCAAGCUGGAGGAAACGCUUAAAGACUACAUCACCAGAAUGGAGGUGCAGAAAAGAAAGCUGCUGAAAGUCCCUGGGUUUUAUACCUUCUACACUCCUGUCCUUCCAACCGAAAGAGCAAAGGUCAAAGUGGAUUUCAGUAUUGUUCAGAGCCUGGUGGAGUGCAGCCUCUUCGACCAGGCCCUGGAAGAGGUGCAGGGUUGUCUGAACCCCGGUGUACUUCCUCCAGAGUCAGUGCUCCACGUGUUCAUGCAGUACGCACUUCAUGGUGAAGCUGAGACCUACUUUCUCGGCAUGUUCAACAUCGUUCUGAACGACAUACUGUGCAAUAACCCGACAUGGAGCACUCCUAAAAGUACCAGGUACUUCCUGAAGAUCCUGCAGUGUCCGCAGUGUGAGUCGGGAGUGUGGCCAUUCCUGCAGACGUCCGUGAGGUUCUGCUUGGGGAGCACAGCGACCUGUCACUCACUGCCUAGCCCCGCCUCUAAAGAGCUUCUCCAUUUCCAUGGCAACCUGCAAGCUUUCAUCCUCAGGCUGUUUCAGCUGGAGCUGCAUGCCACGGCCUCUGCUGAGCAGGCGGCAGGCUCGCGGGGCUCUGUGCUCUACAGCAUGUUCUGGAACGUGUGGGAGAAGAUGACGCUGAGCUCCAAACCCCUCCAGCAGCUGGCUGAAUUGCUGGUGGAAGCCACACUCUGGGCUCUUCACUCCUCUGAGAAGUGGAGGCUGCGAGUGUUGGGCACGCUGCAGGAGAUUCUGGCUGUGGUGGUGGAGUACUGGGCUCAGGAGCACACUCGGCUCAACAGCCGGAUAGUACAGAAAGGCUUUCAGGACCUUGCAGAGCACAUGGCUAUCCUGUGCCAAGACCUCCAUCCAGACACUCUGAGGGAGCUGGUUCCUGCCCUCCCGUCUCACCAGCUCAGGAUGCUCACUGCUGAUGCAAUCUUCAGAAACAUCUGCACUAGGAACGGCCUGCUCAUCCGCUCAGAGCCGCUCUCCCUCCACAAGAUAGUCUUCUCUUAUCUUAAGGCCCUGGGGCAGUUGUGUGGAUGCAAACCGAGGCAUUUGCCCAAACACAGCACUAAGAGGACUGUCACACCCAGCUCAAACAGCCAAGGUGGAAGAGAAAGAAAGGAUGUGGGUGGCUCAGCGAAGGACAGAGCAAAGAACAUGCCAAAAGGUUUCCAUCGAGUCAAUUUUGCAGGGGAGACACUCCUGCAUCGAGCCUGCAAGAGGAACCAUGUGGAGAAAGUGCUGCAGAUCCUCAGCCUGCCUGGAGUGGAUGCCAACGUUAAAGACCACGUAGGCUGGACUCCCCUACAUGAAGCGUGUAACCAUGGCAGCACUGAGUGUGUGAGGGCUUUACUGCAGCACUGCCCCGGCCUGCAUCUGGACAGCCAGGUAGAAGGAGUGAGUCCACUGCACGACGCCCUGCUUAACCAGCACACACACAUCGCCAAGAUGCUUCUGCGCCAUGCCGGUUCUGUGCUGUUGCAGUUGCGUGACUGUUCUGGACACACUCCUUUGGACCUGGUCUCCAGUGCGGCACUGUGUGAGGAGCUCAUUCGCUCUGCUGAAGAAGGAGACGCAGCUCGGGCAGCCCAGAGCUCUUACGUGAGAGACAUGGCCCUUGUGGAGACCUGCUCGUGUCUCCUCAGCUGCAUCCUCCUCACCUAUUUAGCCGAACAGCACAUCCCCUCGUAUGAAAGUGUAGAGCCAGGGCUGGAGCUCAGUCCAUCUACAGCACAGACUUUGCUUAGCCUGAACACAGAGACAGUAAGUUCACACUGUGUAAACUCUAAAGCAGGAGCUCUGGCCCAUGACCUGAGGACUCUGAUGAGAAUGGAGAAGUAUGUGGGGCAGCUGAGUCCUGCGCUAACACGCUGCCACGGGACACACACCAGUCUGCUCAUCCAGCUGCUGAAGGACCUGCAGGCUGAGGGGUCAGCACUGCUCAAUGGCGAGUCUGUACUGUGACCAGCACCUAGCGUUUCCACAUUUGCAUAGAGCUAGCUCUUAAUCAUUUGUUCAUUUGUUGAUAGGAUCAACGAUUGUAGAUAGAUUUAUCAUGAUUGUAGAUAAAAUAAUAAUAUUUCUUAUUUACUUUUAUAUUACUUUGUUUGAAACAUAAGCUAUAACUUGUAUUAUACUAAAGCUAUAAUGCUUAAACUAAUGUAUAGUUUCCUCUCUGACUUGUUUCAUUAUUCUUUUAUUAAUAAACAAACAAAAAGACUUUUUGUACUUUAACUCCAUGGGAAAUGAAUAGUGAUGCACUUAUUUUAGGAAGUUAAUCUCUACGCUUCUUUAAUGAACAGGGAUCAGAAUAAACACCAGCAACCAAAAAGCCCUUCAGCAAUAAAACA
Molecule: messenger RNA, 3387 nt
Organism: Hemibagrus wyckioides
Lineage: Eukaryota; Metazoa; Chordata; Actinopteri; Siluriformes; Bagridae
Gene: slf1
Product: SMC5-SMC6 complex localization factor 1
Exons: 19
Coding region: 314-3001 (895 amino acids)
Biological process (GO): positive regulation of double-strand break repair
Molecular function (GO): protein binding
Source: RefSeq, a predicted model, not a curated record